AUGUCUUCUCAACUAAGAUCGGCACUCAUUCGCUCCGCUCGGCGCACAUGCACUGGCGUGACGCCAUACACUUCAAAGCGAACACUGAUCACCUUGAAGGACCACAUCUACUUUGCGCGCGCGACAGCCGAGGGUGCCGGCCGCGCCGGGAUAGUGACGUCUGACGGUGACGCACCGCUCGAGCUUAAGCUCGCGCUGCCCAAGGCCUUCGGCGGCAAAGGCGAUGGGCAGAAUCCCGAACAGCUCUUCGCGAUGGGCUAUUCCUCCUGUUUCAUCGGGGCGAUCCAGCUCGCCGCCUCGCGUGCAGGGAAGAAAGAGGUCGGCGAUCGGGCGAAGGUGCACGCAAAGGUGUACCUCGGGCACCCGACUGAUCGCGAGGGCUUUGGGCUGAAGGUCGAUAUCAACGUCGAGGGCGUGGAAGACGAUGCGAUCAUUGCUGCGGCCCAUGAUAUCUGCCCAUAUAGUCUGGCAUUGCGGGAAGGCAUCGAGGUCAAUGUCGCAAAGGCUUGAGACAGCGCCUGAGAUAUAUUCACUGCCAGAGAAUUGCUUGUUCCACUUUUUCUCUGAUAUAGGAUAUAGAAGAUAUCUACAAUACUUUCUUGGUUUUCGACAUACGUAGCAUUUCCUGCUUGACCUUCAUCUCAACAUGACCCGUUGGAAACUUGGAAUAUCACUAGAAUGUCGUUGACAUAUGAAUUUUACAAGUACAACUAUGCAUAUACACGA
Molecule: messenger RNA, 726 nt
Organism: Heterobasidion irregulare TC 32-1
Lineage: Eukaryota; Fungi; Basidiomycota; Agaricomycetes; Russulales; Bondarzewiaceae
Exons: 4
Coding region: 1-510 (169 amino acids)
Biological process (GO): response to oxidative stress
Source: RefSeq, a predicted model, not a curated record